Molecule: messenger RNA, 2121 nt
Organism: Histoplasma capsulatum G186AR
Lineage: Eukaryota; Fungi; Ascomycota; Eurotiomycetes; Onygenales; Ajellomycetaceae
Exons: 4
Coding region: 1-1587 (528 amino acids)
Cellular component (GO): cytoplasm
Source: RefSeq, a predicted model, not a curated record
AUGUCUCUUGCCCCGAUAUCAGUGCCAGACCGGCAACCCUCACCGGGAUUGACUGUCAAUUUGGGAUCCAAUAAUCCCUUUAGAAAUCGUGCCUCUUCGGCAUCGUUUGCUUCCACAACAGGCCCUCCCCUGAGACAACAGCGCCCAGUGUCAAGAAACCCAUUCCUCGACGACUCAGAAUCUCAGGCUUCACUCCUUGCUUCAGCCGGGAAUAUGUCACCCGAAAAGCUUCCAUCAGCGGAUCCUCCGUCGACCGGACAUGUUGCAGAAUUAUUUGAAGACCUCUCUCUUGACAAGCCAGCCGAUAAGCCGUCGAAUUCAAACGGAAGACGACCACCCCCACGACCGGAAAAUGUCCCCCCCUCUGGACACACUCUCUCUGAUGAUAAAGCCUCCUCCCGCCGCCCAGCUCGGAAGCCAUCCGGAGAAGAAUCACAGUCACGCAGCAAGGGAAAUAGGCGGGGUCCAACUGGAAACGUCUUCGCAGAUCCCAAAGAGUCUUCAAAAUCCCGCAGUCAACGUCGACCCCGCCGGAACUCAGACUCUUCCAUAAUGGACAGACCGUCAAAAUCACUCGACCCUGAGGAGGAAAAACGAAGGCGAGAAAGGAGACAUCGAGAACGUGAUGCUAAACACAAGGACAGCAAGUCUCGCAGCAGGCGAACAAACGGCCAUAGGCUCGACGUUAUUGAUAAGUUGGAUGUUACCAGCAUAUAUGGGACAGGCCUCUUCCACCAUGAUGGACCGUUCGAUGCAUGCAACCCCCACCGCAAUCGUAAAGGAUCGCGGGCGGCCCCAAUGCAAGCUUUCGCGAAGGAUUCGAGAAACAUGGCUUUGGGUGGGGCUGGCCCUAAUAACAGCAAUAUCGAUCUCAAUCUCUUCCAUGGACGAGGGGCUGAGGGGUAUGCGGAUUAUGCAAGCACUGGUAGUUUGACUAGCAGCAAGAUAGGCCAAAGCACAGCAUUCGACCCAACAGCAAAACUGGAACCGAUUCAUGGGGCUGAAAGUAUGGGUUUGGGAACUAGUACAUUUCUGGAAGGCGCUCCCGCGAGUCGCGCUGCCAUCCAGCGGCGUGAAAAUGAGACUGAAGCUCAAAACUUACAAAAUGGAGGAUUACAGCGCAAGAAGAGUCUCGCACAAAAGAUCCGCGGAAUUAACAAUAGAGAUAGAGUCCCACGGGUUACUUCACCAGAUUCUACUGCUGAUUCCAACAAUCAACACACUCAGGCAAGCCCUCCUCGAACUUCCGGCUCCAAGCGACAUAACGAUAGGAACCCAUUCUUCCAACAACAGGAUUAUGAUGAUGCAUACGAUAAAAAAGGUGCCAAGAUCCAACUUUCAGAUGACAUGACUGAUAGCCUCCUUCCCCGGACCAGACAACGAUCAAUUAGUAGCCCAAAGGAUAUUCUAGGCGAAAAGAGGGUUACAGAAGAACGAAAGUCCAGUAUCGGCGGCGGCGAGGACGCAAAGGCUCCUGCACAGACAGCUAGUGGUAGCAGUGGCUUCAUCAGCCGAGUCAAAAGCCUGAGAAGACCGCCCCAACCGAAGAAAAAGGCGGUGACAACAGCGGGCGAGUCUUCGUCUUGAGAAUAUGGCUGUACAUCUGCUAUGACCGCAACAGUAUACAUGCGUGGUAGAUCGAUGGGAUGUGCGGAGGGGAAUUACUUGGAAGGAAAUCCGAUUUGGUAGAUGUGCAGCGAUGUUAGGCGUACAAUUAUUGGAACUGGUGGAAGCCAGUUGAAUGCUCUUUUUGUCCAUUUUUCCAGGUCUCCGAUUUUGUAUUCAUUAUGUUUAUUCCGACGACUGUUUCGUGGGUUGUUUUCUAUGCCUUCUCCUUUCAUUUAUUUUUUUUUUUUACUUAUUAUUAAAUCACGAUCCUUCAUUGUCCUUUCAAGUGCACCGAUGUUUCUCUUCUCUUCUUCCUUGGCUCAAAUUAUUUCGAGGCUCCCUGCUAGCUAAUUAUGUUUCAUUUUUUGUGUGUAUUCGUGUCCUUUCCAUUUACUAUCACAUUCACCUUUCCUCAUGUGCGUUGGGUUUUCUUGUAUUAUUUUUCUCACUCUCAUAAUUCAUGGAUGCCAGGCAGGAUUAUUUAGGUUAGUAUAGCAGUUUAGUUUGUUUUCU